This is a messenger RNA of Cherax quadricarinatus, 983 nucleotides long. RefSeq names its product nicotinamide riboside kinase 1. Gene Ontology annotation, molecular function: ribosylnicotinamide kinase activity. NCBI's taxonomy places the organism in Eukaryota, Metazoa, Arthropoda, Malacostraca, Decapoda, Parastacidae. Gene Ontology annotation, cellular component: cytoplasm. The record is from RefSeq and is a predicted model, not a curated record.
UUCAGUGUAAGUGUGAGAGGUAGCGAGGGAGGGUGUGCGUGGCCUUCCUCUCACAGUCUAGACUUUUAAGACUGGAAGAAACUGGGAAGAAUGAGUGGGAAUAGAAUAACUUGGUGAGAGGAGAUAUUGCAAGGAGUAGGAGAGAGAUACAACUGGUGAACCAUCGUGGCAACUGUGUCUACAUCUCACGCGAGGUGCGUGUUCUGAAGGAAAACUUACUGGAGAUGGCGCAGUGGGUAGUAGUGGGUGUGUCGGGGGUGACAUGUAGUGGGAAGACCACUAUAGCACAACUCCUGCACCACAAGCUCCCCGGCCCCUCCAAACUCCUCACCCAGGACUUCUACUUCUAUCCAGAGGAUUCCUCCCACCACGUCCCAGCGCCUGCCGGCCUCAACCACCACAACUGGGAAGUUACUACCAGUGUUGACAUCGAGAAGAUGCUGAAAGACAUUAGAGCUAUUUUGGGAUCUCCUCCAUCACGGUUUAAAGAUCCACCACUGGAGGAUAGUUCCAGUGGUGGAGACGAGGAUACAACUCGGCUAUCAACAUUCACUAAAGCCGUUCUUCUUAUCGACGGGUUCUUGCUGUUUGGUUAUCACGAACUGUAUGAGAUGUGUGACCUGCGCUAUUUCAUCACUCUGAGCCGCAGUGAGUGUUGGCAGCGCCGUCAGCACCGUCACUAUGAGCCUCCUGACCCACCAGGAUACUUCCACCACUGUGUGUGGCCUGAGUAUGAGAAACACCUACAGUACGUUAGCACACUGCACGGCAUUAGGUUCCUCGAUGGUACGACUCCUCAGGGUGACACCUGCAACUUUAUCUUUGAUGAUGUUGUAAAUCUCUUAGAAAACUAGAUUCCAUAGGGUAAAUUCACUAUUAAAAGUGAAAAGUGCUUUUUUACUAGAGUCAAAUAAGCUAAUUUCCUAAUUUGUAGAUUGGUAAAACCGAGAUUAUAAAUCAAUAAAGCUUGUAAAACAACUGGA